Molecule: messenger RNA, 2190 nt
Organism: Beauveria bassiana ARSEF 2860
Lineage: Eukaryota; Fungi; Ascomycota; Sordariomycetes; Hypocreales; Cordycipitaceae
Product: cyclin-dependent kinase G-1
Exons: 4
Coding region: 1-2190 (729 amino acids)
Biological process (GO): regulation of mitotic cell cycle; protein phosphorylation
Cellular component (GO): nucleus
Molecular function (GO): ATP binding; cyclin-dependent protein serine/threonine kinase activity
Source: RefSeq, a predicted model, not a curated record
AUGUCUACGGCCGGUAAAUCUCGAUGGGCGGACACGGAAGAAGACGCUGAGCUGGAAUCCAGAAUUCGGCAAGAAAAGGAAGAAAAGCGACGCAGAAAGGCAGAAAAGGCAGAGAAGGCGCGCAGACUUGAGGGGGAACGGCAGGCCGCCGCUGCGGCUUCGCGCGACAACGACGAGCAGCACCCUUCCAAGCGCCGUAAGCUGACACCAGAGCAGACCGCGAAAGAUGGUCAAGGGACUUUGGCUGGCGACCAAAGCCCGCCUGCAAAGUUGCUGCGCUUCGAGACGGGCUCGUGGGGCCGCAGCAGCAGCGUUGAAGACUACGACAAGCUCAACGACAUUGAGGAGGGCACAUAUGGCUGGGUUGCGCGUGCAACGCGACGGGCCACUGGCAAAGUGGUGGCGCUGAAGCGUCUAAAGCUGGAUCCCGCGGACCGCAGCGGGCUGCCGGUAACUGGGUUGCGAGAGAUACAGAUUCUGCAUGAUUGCAAGCAUCGCAAUGUCGUCACCCUCGAGGAAGUCGUUGUUGGCAGCGACGUGAACAGAAUGGAUAAUUCGAUCUUUCUGGUUCUCGAAUUUGUCGAGCAUGAUAUCAAGAGCAUUCUGGACGACAUGCCGGAACCGUUUCUAGCUUCGGAAAUCAAGUGUCUCUUGCAACAGCUCACUGUAGGUGUGGCCUACUUGCACGAGAAUUGGAUACUGCACCGCGACCUCAAGACAUCCAACCUGCUGCUCAACAAUCGCGGCCAGCUCAAGAUUGCCGACUUCGGCAUGGCUCGCUACGUGGGCGAUCCCGCACCCAAACUCACUCAGCUCGUAGUGACACUCUGGUACCGCGCGCCCGAGCUGCUCCUGGGUGCCAAGGCAUACGACACCGCCGUCGACAUGUGGAGCGUGGGCUGCAUCUUUGGCGAGCUGAUUGCCCGCGAGCCUCUCCUACAGGGCGCUAAUGAAGCGGACCAAGUGACCAAGAUCUUUGAGCUGUGCGGUGUGCCGACUGAAGAAUCGUGGCCCGGCUUCCGCAAACUCCCCAACGCGCGGUCACUGCGGUUCCCCAAGACGGCGGCCGUCACGGGCUCCCUGAUACGCGCUAAGUUUCCCAGCAUGACGUCCGCCGGUGCUGCGCUGCUUACGGAGCUUCUGGCGCUUGACCCAGACGCUCGUCCAUCCGCCAAGCAAAUGCUGCAGCACGAGUACUUUCGCCAGGACCCAAAGCCCAAGCCGGAAAGCAUGUUUCCGACAUUCCCUAGCAAGGCUGGCCAGGAGCGACGGCGGCGGCAUGAGCCGAAUGCUCCUGUGCGGGGGCAGCAAGCGGCGUCGCUGGGUGAUGUGGACUUGAGUGGCAUUUUGCAAGGCAGAGACCAGGAAGAGCGCGGUGGAGGAUUCAGCUUGCGCAUGAGACCGCCGAUUGUGCCCCACCAGUAUUUUGUCUGUCCCAUAUCCCCACCACCGCCCGCCAAACCUCUGAACCUCGCAUACACACCUACCCCAGCUUCGCCGCCUCUCGAGCUCGCUCUCACCGUAUCAGCGCCCGUGGCCGCCCAUACAGCUUCCUCGACGACUAAAAGUGAGAAACUUGAAAAUUCUAUUGGCAUUGUGUCGGAACUCCGACUGAGCGAGGGCCAGCGACGUGCCCACGAUACCACGAGACCACAAACACGAAAAUACAGCCCACUACCCCACGAAGAGAACCAAAUCCAAAUAUCACACACAAUCAUGCCAUAUUUCAAGACCGGACAGGAAUGGCUGGACCAGUCCACGUUACUGAUUCAGGCCAGCCCUACCACCACCAAAAUCACAACGCGAUACUCGAUAAAGGCCGUCAAGCGCCGCAAACCAUCCACCGCCAAUGUCGCCCCCGCCACCGGCCCCGCCACCGCCGAGAAGCCGCCGCGCGCCGAGCUCGUCCUCAAGACAUUUGACCCCCGCAGCGGCGUCACGCUCAAGUAUCGCACGACCAAGGCGGCCGAGGUGUCGCGUCUGAUGGGCGCCGCCAUGGGCCAGCUGGGCCGGAGCAUGGCCGCGCUGCCCGAGGCGCCACCGGAGGAAUCCAUGCCGGAUGCCGCUGCCGCCGCUGAGGAGGAGCAGCAGAAGCAGCCCCAGCAGACACAGCAGCCGCAGGCGCAGAGUACGCCGGCGCCGGCGGGAGGUGGCGGUGGAGGCAAGAAGAAGAAGAAGGGCAAGAAAUAG